Molecule: messenger RNA, 1189 nt
Organism: Neltuma alba
Lineage: Eukaryota; Viridiplantae; Streptophyta; Magnoliopsida; Fabales; Fabaceae
Product: actin
Exons: 4
Coding region: 48-1181 (377 amino acids)
Source: RefSeq, a predicted model, not a curated record
CAAUGUUCUAAUUGAAAUUGCGUGCUUGGUCCAGCGGCAGAUAUUAAAUGGCAGACGCCGAGGAUAUUCAGCCACUCGUCUGUGAUAAUGGGACGGGCAUGGUCAAGGCCGGAUUCGCUGGAGAUGAUGCUCCAAGGGCAGUGUUCCCUAGCAUCGUCGGUCGUCCACGUCACACGGGCGUAAUGGUUGGGAUGGGCCAGAAAGAUGCAUAUGUGGGAGAUGAAGCUCAGUCCAAGCGUGGUAUAUUGACUCUGAAAUACCCCAUUGAACAUGGUAUUGUGAGUAACUGGGACGACAUGGAGAAGAUCUGGCACCACACCUUCUACAAUGAGCUCCGUGUUGCGCCGGAAGAGCACCCAGUAUUACUCACCGAGGCACCCCUCAACCCCAAGGCUAACCGUGAGAAAAUGACCCAAAUCAUGUUCGAGACCUUCAACACCCCUGCCAUGUAUGUUGCCAUCCAGGCCGUUCUCUCCUUGUAUGCCAGUGGCCGUACAACUGGUAUUGUUCUGGACUCUGGAGAUGGUGUGAGCCAUACUGUGCCCAUAUAUGAGGGGUAUGCCCUACCGCACGCCAUUCUCCGUCUUGACCUGGCAGGGCGUGACCUCACUGAUGCCUUGAUGAAGAUUCUAACGGAGCGUGGUUAUUCCUUCACUACCACAGCUGAGCGUGAAAUUGUGAGGGAUGUGAAGGAGAAGCUGGCUUAUAUUGCCCUUGACUAUGAACAAGAGCUGGAAACUGCCAAGACAAGCUCUGCUGUUGAGAAGAGCUAUGAGUUGCCCGACGGACAGGUCAUCACCAUCGGGGCUGAGCGUUUCCGAUGUCCUGAAGUCCUCUUCCAGCCAUCCAUGAUCGGAAUGGAAGCUGCGGGCAUUCACGAGACCACGUACAAUUCCAUUAUGAAGUGCGAUGUCGAUAUCAGGAAGGACUUGUACGGGAACAUUGUGCUUAGUGGUGGAUCUACCAUGUUCCCGGGAAUUGCUGACAGAAUGAGCAAGGAAAUCACUGCAUUGGCCCCCAGCAGCAUGAAGAUCAAGGUGGUUGCUCCACCGGAGAGAAAGUACAGCGUCUGGAUUGGUGGCUCCAUCUUGGCUUCUCUCAGCACUUUCCAACAGAUGUGGAUUGCAAAGGCAGAGUACGAUGAGUCUGGUCCUUCAAUUGUGCACAGGAAAUGCUUUUAAGUGGCGCU